This is a messenger RNA of Rhododendron vialii, 1835 nucleotides long. Its product is annotated as bZIP transcription factor 11-like. The transcript has a single exon. Gene Ontology annotation, cellular component: nucleus. Lineage: Eukaryota; Viridiplantae; Streptophyta; Magnoliopsida; Ericales; Ericaceae. The record is from RefSeq and is a predicted model, not a curated record. The coding region runs from base 948 to 1430 and encodes 160 amino acids. Gene Ontology annotation, molecular function: transcription cis-regulatory region binding; DNA-binding transcription factor activity. Gene Ontology annotation, biological process: positive regulation of DNA-templated transcription.
CAGGAGAUUCCACAGUCCUCCCCACUACCCCCAAUAUUUUACAGUAUGAAAUAUUUCCCCACUUUGUAUUUUUAAAUCUUAUUUCAUUUUCUUGCCCACCAUUUUUGUCCUAUAAAUCGGCCCCCCCCGCAACCCGAAAAACCUCUUCCUCUUCCAUUUCUCUUCCCCCCUAUAGAUCUUGGGCUUCCAAGUUCUGCUCCUCCUCCUCUCACUCUCUUUCUCUCUAGAUAUUGCCAUAGUUCUGAGUCUCUGUUUUCCUCUAUUUUUCUUGUUCUUUUUUCUGAUUUAUUGGGUAGAUUCUGCUCAUCUGGGCUCUUAUUCUGGUGAUUUUGCAUAGGGAAAAUCCAAAAAAAGAAGAAGACCCAUCUCGUUAAUCUGUUGAAAUUAUAAUUCUUAGAAUCUCUGGCUCUGAUUUUAAGGAUAUCUGACAGAAAAAACAGAGACCCAUCUCAUUACUCUGUUGAAAUUUUUACUUGGUAGAUUCUGUCCCAUCUUGGCUCUGAUUUUGUGGGUUUUGGACUCGAAAAUCAAAGACCCAUCUCGUUACUCUGCAGAAAUUUCUAUUAUUAUUUAGAUCUGUGGCGAUUAAUCUGCCAAAAAGGAACCCUCUUUCUCUGUGUCUAAAAUCUUGAUGCAGAGUAUCUUGAUCUUCAUGUUUGACGCUCAUGUUUCCAGUUCUCAGUGAAAUACUCCGUUCGGGGUUUAUGAUAAAUUCCUCUCUCAGACGCAGGACCCAUCUCGUUCAAUCUUUCUCCUGUUUUUUCCUCUACUGGUUCUAUGUUUUUUCAUGAAUAAAGCCCUAGUCUCCCCUUAAUUUAUAUUACAUAACUAUAGUCUCUUAUUUUCUUGAUUUAGAUUCAUAUAUUAUAUCUGGGUCCUGCGUCUUUUUCCUUUGUAAGCCUAAGAAGACUAGUUUAGUACUAUAUCCAGCCUUUUUGCUCUUGGUGAUGGCUUCUUCCAGUGGAAACUCAUCUGGGUCAACUCAGAUCCAGAGCCCAGGCUCAGGAGAAGAUUUGCAGGUGGUGGUUGUGGUGGCGGACCAGAGGAAGAGGAAGAGAAUGCUAUCGAAUCGCGAGUCGGCGAGGCGGUCCCGGAUGCGAAAACAGAAGCACCUGAACGAUCUGAUGGAGCAGGUGGCCCAGCUGAGGAAGGAAAACAACCACGUCCUCACGAGCGUAAGCGUCACGACUCAACACUUCCUUAACGUCGAGGCAGAGAACUCUGUUUUGAGGGCUCAAAUGGGUGAGCUGAGCCAGAGGCUCCAGUCUCUGAAUGAUAUCCUCGGUUAUAUGAACACAAACGCUGGUGGGUUUGUCGAGACUGAGGAUUUUUAUGGGACUGUUUCGGAUGGUUUCAUGAACAAUUCGUGGAAUUCGAUGUAUCUGAAUCAACCCAUUGUGGCUUCCGCUGCUGAUAUGUUCCAGUGCUAAUCAUCUAUCUGGUCCGAUGGUCCGGACACCCGAUUAUUAAAAAAAAUGAAAAAAAGUAACGAAAUUGGUGGUGUUUGUUCAAUGGGUUUGAUGAGUGAAGAGGGGGAAAAGGGAUUAUUGUUGGUUAUUGUUAAUCUUCUGUUGUUAAGUAGUGUAUUAAGCAGACUAGGGUGGGGUUAAUCAUGAAUAAUAAUAAUGCAUUUGUAAUCUGCACUCAAAGUCAAAGGUGGAGUGCUUUAGUUUGUAAUUGGGGUGGGGUAUUCAGUGAUGCAAGUGGUUGUAUUUAAAUCUUGUAAUCUCACUUUGGUGAAGUCAGAAGUGUUCUGUACUGUUCUGUUCUUUUCUUUUCUUUUUUCCAUUUUCUGGCGUGCAAGGAAUGAUAUUGGUGAAACGAUUUUUGGACUC